Messenger RNA from Oncorhynchus keta (chum salmon), 1243 nucleotides. It is a transcript of the gene atf7ip2, whose product is annotated as activating transcription factor 7 interacting protein 2. Gene Ontology annotation, biological process: regulation of DNA-templated transcription. Gene Ontology annotation, cellular component: transcription regulator complex; nucleus. The coding region runs from base 23 to 892 and encodes 289 amino acids. Gene Ontology annotation, molecular function: protein binding; transcription coregulator activity. The transcript has 6 exons. The record is from RefSeq and is a predicted model, not a curated record. Lineage: Eukaryota; Metazoa; Chordata; Actinopteri; Salmoniformes; Salmonidae.
UGCUGCCAUCUCUUAUGUCAGGAUGCUACGAGCUCCUGGAGUAAAACACAAUCAGAGGAGGCUGGGUUCUGGUCCUGUGGACCUGACUGAGACUGAGAGCACUGUGGACAUCAGCAGGUCAGAUUCUGAUGAGGAAGACUCGGCUGAGAAGCAGAGGAAGAGGAAGGUUGUAGAUGGUUUCUGGCAGAAAAUGAUGUCCAAUAAAAAAGCCCCAGACAGGAAGAGAGAAAAAGAGAGGAAUGGAAAGAAAGACAACAUCCCUCUUCCUCCUACCACUCCUCCUCUUCCUCCGACCACUCCUCCUCCUCCUCGUUCUCCUCUUCCUCCCGUUCUCUCUCCUCAAGUACUGAAGGUCGAGGCGUCUGCCGUACCGGUGACCAGCCUGCCAGCCACAUCGCCAGUUAAAACGGAGGGCACGGUGAAGAUGGAAACCACCGUGAAGACCGAGGAGUCCCCGUGUCCUCUAGUCCCUCUUCGUGUUCCUCCGUCGCAGAGUGAGCUGCUGUCCCAUCUCCCUCCUCUCCCCCCGACCCCUUUCCCUUCCUCCCUCCCCCUCGAGGCGGCCUCCUACUCCAUCCCCCAGAAGCCCCUUGUGCACCUGGCCCGUAUCCGAAACCCUGCCCCGUGUCUGGUCAUCCACUGGAGGGUCACUGAGGAAGACCCCGCGGCGCCCGGCAUGGACAGUUACAGUAUCUACAUCGCUCAGGAGAGUCAUAGCAGCAGCGUCUCCCCGUCCUGGAGGAAUGUGGGUGUGGUCAAGGCCCUGGCCCUGCCCAUGGCUGUCACGGUAACCAAGUACCAAUCGGGUACCACCUACGUCAUCGUAGUGGGCAAGGACCGGUAUGGUCGCUACGGACCGUACAGCGACGUACAGACUGUCCUCCUGGCAUAGAGACGUGGCGGGGAGUUCUGGUCGUCUAGAUCGAAGGUCACUUUCUCCCCCUCACUCCCUCCAGAGGUGAGAGUUGAAAGGUCACUGAGAUCUAGUGACCUGCUAGACUCCGGGAAUUCUCUGUGCUACCAUCUAAAGAGGAACAGAAGGAGGCGAAUAAAAAUUAUUUUUAGUUGUUGUGUUUUUUCAAUAGCAUUGCCUAUUAGCAUUGCCUAUUAGCAUUGCCUAUUAGCAUUGCCUAUUAGCAUUGCCUAUUAGCAUUGCCUAUUAGCAUUGCCUAUUAGCAUUGCCUAUUAGCAUUUCCGAUCCGAUGAAAGAUACUCAGCGACGCAUGUCCCAACUCAUCCCACG